UAUUUAUGGUAAUCUGUGGUUAGUGUGGUUAUGUUUUGCUGAGAUUCCAUAAUAUUUUUAAUCUUAUUUCUUCUGGUUUUUAUUCCACUAUCAUUUUAAACUUUUCAAGUUAAUAUUCUAGGAUUUCUUUGGAACCGACGUAAAUACAAGGAGUAGUACCAUAUAUAUUAUUCCAAAAUGAAAGUGGAGGCAAGUGAAAUAGACGAGACUAUUGAAUGUUCAGAAUUUGGAGAGAACUUCAAGAAUCAAGUAGAAAAAAUUGAAGAUAUUGAUAUAUCCGAACAAUUCAUCGAUGAGAAUGGCAGUCAUGAGAGGAUAAUCAUCUCGCAAAACAUUGAAAAUGAAUCAAGAUAUCCAUCCAAACAUAAUGGUUUUAUGUAUGAUUCUUUAAAAACAGAAGAAUUGCCCCAAAUUCAUAAAGAAUCUUUCCAUCUCAAUAUGCAGAAGCAUAAGUGUCACCUUUGUGAUUAUGCUACAAAUCUGAAAAUGGAUCUCAAGAGACAUAUAAAUACUGUUCAUUUAAAUUUGAAGGAACAUAAGUGUCACCUGUGUGAUCAUGCUGCAAAUCUGAAAAUAGAGAUCAAGAGACAUAUCGAUUCGGUUCAUUUAAAUUUGAAGAAACAUGAGUGUCAUAUGUGUGAUUAUGCUGCAAAUUGUAAAAAAAGUCUCAAAUAUCAUGUAGAAAAAGUUCAUUUAAAUUUGAAGGAACAUAAGUGUCACCUGUGUGAUUAUGCUGCAAAUCUGAAAAUGGAUCUCAAGAGACAUUUAGAUUUGGUUCAUUUAAAUUUGAAGGAUCAUAAGUGUCACCUUUGUGAUUAUGCUACAAAUUGGAAAUUUGAUCUCAAAAAACAUAUAAACUCAGUUCAUUUGAAUUUGAAGGAACAUAAGUGUCACCUGUGUGAUUAUGGUGCAAAUCUUAAAAGAAGUCUUAAAUAUCAUAUAGAAUUAGUUCAUUUAAAAUUGAAGGAACAAAAGUGUCAUCUGUGUGAUUUUGCUACAAAUCGCAGAUCAAUUCUCAAAAGACAUAUAGAAUCAGUUCAUUUGAAUUUGAAGCAACAUAAGUGUCACCUGUGUGAUUAUGCUGCAAAUCAGAAAGAUCAUCUUAAAAAACAUAUAGAUACUUCUCAUUUAAAUUUGAAGCCACAUAAGUGUCACAUGUGUGAUUAUGCUGCAUACCAGAAAGUGCAUCUUGAGAGACAUAUAAAUUUGGUUCAUUUAAAUUCGAAAAAUCAAGUACCACCUGUGUGAUUAUGCUACAAAUCGGAGAGGGAAUCUCAACUAUCAUGCUGGCUGUAUGUCAAUAAGUGGAAAUUUCACUUCUAAAUAACCAAAUAUAAUUUUGCCAGAUAAUGAAAAUAUCUUUAUGGAGUUACAUAAAAUGAACAUAAAAUAUCUAUGUAUACUUGCAAAAAUUUUAUUUUGUCACAAAAGGUAUUGUCAAAAUGUGGUCAACUUACAAACAAAUAUUUAUCAAAUUAGAUUGUCAACCUAAAUUUAAAUGAAAUAAUUCUUCUGAAUCAUAUUAUUGUUUUCUCAAUAUAGAAUUUUCAAAUUUUUGUUUGUUAUAAAACAUUUUUCAUAUAGCAUAAUCUUUUUUUUUUUCAACCAUACAAUUUUAUCUAAUAGAAUUCAAAUUUUGUUAUAAUAAAAAGAAUUCAACGUAAUUUUUACAUAAAAUAAACUAAAACUACAAAUAAGGUAAUAAUAAUAACUAUUUGUUGAAACUUAUUUAUCCCACAAUAAAAUUUUAAUAAAAGGAA
Harmonia axyridis is the source of this 1760-nucleotide messenger RNA. RefSeq names its product transcriptional repressor CTCF-like. Gene Ontology annotation, biological process: regulation of gene expression. The record is from RefSeq and is a predicted model, not a curated record. The transcript has 2 exons. The coding region runs from base 178 to 1248 and encodes 356 amino acids. Gene Ontology annotation, cellular component: nucleus. NCBI's taxonomy places the organism in Eukaryota, Metazoa, Arthropoda, Insecta, Coleoptera, Coccinellidae.